UUCCGGGGGGGGCAGUGUGGUGGUGCAUGUCCUCCGCCGCUCAUGCUCUCAUUCGUCUGACAGGGAAAUGUUGGCAGCUGUUAAGUCCUGGUGGCAUCAGGGAUGGAGGCGGCUCUUUAUCUUUAACAUUUCUUGGAAACUAAAGGUUUUUCCUCUCCGUCAUCGUUCUGAAUGUGUCCACACGCUCAGCAUUCAUGUUUCCACUUAGAUCCGGGGUCUGCUACCUUCAACACUUAAAGAGCCAUUUGGGUCCAUUUCUCACUGACAACAUCCCAACAGGGGACACAGUCCUAUUCACUUUACAGGAAAAUACGAUACUGAUUUAUUUUUAUUUUAAUGUUACUAUGAUAACUAUAAACAAACAUUUUUUGACAAAAUAAAAUGAAGCUUUUUUCUUUUCAAAACUUGAAAUACUUUAUCAUUUUUGUCAGAGAUUUCACAUGACUUCCUUUCAAAAUAAAAGUCAUCCUGUGUCUCAUAGGAUGAUCUCAGUGCGGCAAAUCAUAUUGGAUUUUCAAUUUUCAAACAAAAUAUUGCAGAUCUUAUGAACUAAAUCAGAACUAAUUCAGUGAAUUUUUUUUACAAACACUUAAAAUCUUUAAAUUUGUUUAAAAAUAGAGAAUCUGACACUCAAAAAUCUGUCAAAAAGCUUCUGAUACGUAUUGUCCUUUAACUGUUUAUAAGUGAGUUGAAUCAAGUUUUUUUUUUUUUUUUUUUUUUUACUUUACUACCUUAUUACUUUUUACAGUUAUACUUGUUAAAAUGUUUUAUUUCCUGUAACCAGAGAGCCACAACGGAGGAGUCAAAGAGCCACGUGUGGCUCUGGAGCCGCAGGUUGCAGACUCCUGAACUAAACUGAUGUUCAAUGUACUCUUUAGCAAGUUUCCAAGGAAAGCAGGACUGGGUUUGAAUAUUUAGCAUUCUGUAUUUCUGCUCCUCACAGCUCUCGUGUCUCUGUUGUUGAUCUGGCCAUGCUCUCCACUGAUGUUUCUGCUGUGAUGAAUUUGGGGAUGGACCUCAGUGUGAUACUGGGCAGCAUUUGGAGCGGCGGUUGCUCUUCCCUACCUUAUUUUUCCAAGCAUUCUUGAUCUUUGAGUCGUAUUUUCAUUCAAACAUCCUGGGCUGCAGACGUGUUUUGGGGACUUCCCUGUGAUGUUUCCUGGGGGUGGAGCUAAACUGCUACGAUGUCACAAUGACCAGCAGCAGCUUUUGCCCUGUUUUGAGGAACGCCUACCGUCAUUUUAAGUAAGUCAAGAAAAUAUUCGCCGCCAUAAUGUAAGCAAUAUUAAAGUCAACAUCUUAAUACAUCUCAGUACGCUGCUGUUUUCUGUGUUUUCUUUUGUGGACUCUACAAAGUGAAGAAGUUGGAUCUGAUUCGAGGAGAAGUAAAUGUUAAACUAGUCUGCUGUCGUGUUGAUGCAGCACAGAAAUCCACCCCGUCAUCAAGCGACGGCUCAAACAUGCCGUUUGUGUUGCUGGAAAUCUGCUCGACGUUUCUGACCACAGUAAAACAGUUUGAUGAAGACGACAAUGCCAACAUGGACGUGCAGCUCCUCUGAAUCAUUUUAACCAAUAUUUCUUUUUUGUCUGGAUGGAAGCCUCAUUGUUUCUGAGCUCCAUCAUGUUUACCUGCUGGGGAAUGUUUCCAUGGCAACUGCCAUGUCAUCAUUCAUUCAUUCAUCUUCUUGUCCGCUUUGUCCCUUCCGGGGUCGCGGGGGUGCCGGAGCCUAACCCGGCUACUGAUGGGCGAAGGCGGGCUUCACCCUGUACAGGUCGCCAGUCUGUCGCAGGGCGCAACUGCCAUGUGUUCCUUUAAACUGUGAUGCUGAAUUCUGGUAUUUGAUGUCCAACCUGAACCAUCCCCAGUGAACAGAGGGGCUUCACUUCUGUGUGAACUCUCUGACAGUCACAGCAGAGGAGUCGGUGCACUCCACCUCCUGUCUGUGAGCAUCCUGAUGGUGAAAUGUGCUUGAAUCCAUCGGAUGGAGCCGCUUGGACGGAUGAGUUCUGCUGCUGGAGCCUGGUUUACGGCGCCGCACAUUCGGAGCAGGACUCUAGGCUCGACCUCAGGGAUUUUUUUUAAAUCAGCUUGUAAAUAGAACCUCAGGAAAUAAAAUAAAUGUCAUUAGAGUUCACAUAAUUAUAAACAUUUACAAUAUCAUUAUAAAAUAAAAAGAUUUUGUCAUAGCUCUGGUUGGCUGGUGCUGUUUUGCAUGUUCCUCACAUGUCAACUCCAAUCUGGAGCUCUUUAGUCGGAUCCGAUCCCACAGCUGAGGACUGCAGUUUCAUCUCGUCAGAAUGGAGUUUGGAGUGUAAGGCACCAACCAGGCAAAAUGGUGCGGAUGGGUUGCUUAGCAACUGCAGCAUUGUCUGAUUCGCUCCUCACUAUGGGUGAUCUGUGGAGCUAAGAACCAGAUCAGACGAGGAAAAGAAUAGCAAACUGGUAAGCAGACUGGCACCAGUGUUGGAGCCGCCCACACGUCCUGUCCUCUCUGGUAGAGCCGCGUCACACACGAGAGGUCCAGGGGGACACUUAGAGCUUUUACUUUGAAAGGACACCUGAUCCAGCUGAUCAUCAGCAGCAACAGCUGAUCAGUGAUGGCAGCGUGGUCUUCGCCGAGGCUCUGUGGGACCACGUCACCAUGGACGUGCAGGAGCUGGGCUUCAAAGCCGGUGAUGUCAUAGAGGUGGUUGAUGCAAGCAACAAGGAGUGGUGGUGGGGUCGCAUCAUGGACAGUGAAGGCUGGUUUCCUGCCAGCUUUGUUCGGCUGCGUGUAAACCAGGAUGAACCGAUGGAAGAGUAUCUGGCACAACUAGGGGAGAUUCAGGCUCUGAAUGAGGGCCAAGCCAGUCUGGCUUCUCUAUCAGGACCUGGUCUACCCUGCAAAGAACAGAUGAGAACCAAUGUCAUCAAUGAGAUCAUGAACACAGAGCAAGACUACAUCAAGCAUAUAAAGGACAUAUGUGAGGGUUAUGUCAAACAGUGCCGUAAGAGGACAGACAUGUUCACUGAAGAGCAGCUGCGCACAAUCUUUGGCAACAUUGAAGACAUAUACCGAUUCCAGAGGAAGUUCCUGAAGACCUUGGAGAAGAAGUUCAACAAGGAGCAGCCCCAUCUCAGCGAGAUUGGCUGCUGCUUCUUAGAAUAUCAAACAGAUUUCCAGAUUUAUUCCGAGUAUUGCAACAACCAUCCCAACGCCUGCGUGCAGCUCUCCAAACUGAUGAAGGUCAACAAGUACGUGUUCUUCUUUGAAGCCUGCCGGCUGCUGCAGAGGAUGAUCGACAUUUCUUUGGAUGGCUUCCUGCUCACUCCAGUUCAGAAGAUCUGCAAGUAUCCUCUGCAGCUGGCUGAACUGCUCAAAUACACCAACCCUCAGCACAGGGACUACAAAGAUGUUGAUGCUGCCCUCAAUGCCAUGAAAAAUGUUGCCAGGCUUAUUAAUGAGAGGAAACGGCGCCUUGAAAAUAUUGAGAAGAUAGCCCGCUGGCAGAGCUCCAUAGAGGACUGGGAGGGUGAAGAUGUUCUCAGCAGAAGCUCUGAACUCAUCUUUUCUGGGGAGGUAACCAAGCUAUCCCAGCCUCAGAACAAGAGUCAACAGAGAAUGUUUUUCCUCUUUGAUCAUCAGAUGAUUUACUGCAAAAAGGAUCUCCUGCGCCGGGACAUGCUGUACUACAAAGGCCGGCUGGAUAUGGACCACAUGGAAGUGAUAGACCUGGAGGACGGCAGAGAGAAAGAUUUCAACAUAAGUGUAAAAAACGCCCUGAAGCUGCGAUCUCUAAAUACUGAAGAAAUCCACAUUUUGUGUACCAAGAAACCUGAGCAGAAAGCGCGCUGGCUCAGAGCUUUCAGUGAUGAGAGGCGGCAGGUCCUUCAUGACCGCGAGACAGGCUUUUCUCUGACUGACCUGCAGAAGAAACAGGCCAUGCUAAAUGCCUGUAAAAGCCAUCCAGCUGGGAAACCUAAAGCGGUGACCAGACCCUACUGUGACUUCCUGCUCCGGCAGAAACACCCGUCCCUGCCCACCGCUUUGCCGCAGCAGCAGGUCUUCAUGCUGGCCGAGCCCAAGCGCAAGACCACCUUCUGGCACAACAUCGGCAGGCUGACACCUUUCAAGAAGUGAAAGAGAGAAAUGACAAGGUUUAAAUGAGGUUGUGGAAGAAGGAAGCAAAGGAGAAGAGGAGCUCUCUGCCCGUGCCUGAAUAAACCUUUUUAAAUAUUCCUAUUUCUUUCCUGCACUUAACUUUUUUGGAUUAAUAUGCUGAGCUGUAUAGAUGAAGAUUAUUAUAAUGAGGGCGAGAUUAUUGUUUGAAAGCACUUUAUAGGUUUGCUGAUGAUAAGAAUUUCGGGGUCUUCAGGACAAACGGAGUUGAACAGAAAACGUGGGCCUUGCUUCACCAAAUGUCAGUAGAUAAUUCUGUGGCUGUUCUGCUGCAGGUGACUGUGGGAAUGGCGAUUGACCUGCCUCUGUGACACCAACAAGUUGGAAAGCAGUUGAAAUGUUUUGCUUUAGAACUUGACAGCUUUGCUGCUGGUUCUGUAAGGAAGUUUUGGAUGUGUGUCCUCUUAGGGAGAAGGGAGGACUGAGUUAAGGAUGAAGUGGCUCUCUGUCCCUGCGUGUCCUUCAGUAUCAUUUCAACCACGUUUUGGAUGUUUUGUGGUCUUCAUGUGAGAACAUUGAUUCUGUACUUCUCUGGUGCAGUGGUGGUGUUGUGCAAACAUUUGUACACUGCUGCCAAAAGAUCAGAUGUUUUUGACUGAGCCAACAUCGGCACCCCCUCCCUCCCCCGAGCAAUGGACAUUCCUGAUUCUGACCCUCAAGCCCGCUCAUAGCCUCUUUCAUUUUAGUUUCUUUUAUGAAGUGCCAUUUAGGUGUGACACGGACAACCUGCCAUGACAUGCAUGGAUGUGACAAAAAAAACUGUGAAAAGUAUUUUUUUAGCUUUGAAAACUUCUGCUAUAAUUGUUGACCAGACUCAUGUUCUCGUAUCAGCCUGUGCUCAUGAUAUCCAGCAUUCCUGCUCUGUUGACCUGGUAUCCAGUGUAAUCUCCUGUCACAUUAAUGCAGCCUGGUGAUUUGCUCUAUCAAUGCAUUCAGUGAAGGACUCUUUCCAACUUUAUAUUCCAGUCUUCAAAUGUAUUAAACGUUUCUAAGCUGAAUAACAGA
Molecule: messenger RNA, 5165 nt
Organism: Oryzias melastigma (Indian medaka)
Lineage: Eukaryota; Metazoa; Chordata; Actinopteri; Beloniformes; Adrianichthyidae
Gene: arhgef4
Product: Rho guanine nucleotide exchange factor (GEF) 4
Exons: 10
Coding region: 2643-4121 (492 amino acids)
Biological process (GO): intracellular signal transduction
Molecular function (GO): protein binding; guanyl-nucleotide exchange factor activity
Source: RefSeq, a predicted model, not a curated record